Messenger RNA from Mercurialis annua (annual mercury), 3397 nucleotides. RefSeq names its product receptor-like protein kinase FERONIA. Gene Ontology annotation, biological process: protein phosphorylation. The transcript has a single exon. Lineage: Eukaryota; Viridiplantae; Streptophyta; Magnoliopsida; Malpighiales; Euphorbiaceae. The record is from RefSeq and is a predicted model, not a curated record. Bases 461 to 3145 code for a protein of 894 amino acids. Gene Ontology annotation, molecular function: protein kinase activity; ATP binding.
UCAUUAAUGUCUUAAUUAAAUAAAUUUAACUUAGCUAGUGACUCACAACUAACUGGUAAUAAUAUUGACUAAAUUUCGUUUUCUGGUUUCUUCUUCUUUCAUAUGGGUGAGGUUGUCUGAAUUCUAACCCAUCACAGCCUCUCUCUCCAAAAGAUCUGUCUGCUCUGUUUAGUGCUUCAUUACUCGGUAAGAACUCGGUCUCCUUCUUUGAAUCUGAUCAUUUCUUGCAUUCUAGUCCCACUUUUUUUCUUUUCAUACCCUCUAAAUCUUUAGUUACUUGGGUUUCUGGAUCUGGGUUUUGUGUAAUUUCCUUUUUCUUAUCUUGGGUCUUUCAAAUUUCAAGUCUUUGUUUCCAUUAAUAGAGUAAAGUUUGAGUCUUUUUAUUUCUUGAUUUUGCUUUCAACUAACUUCAAAGCUCAGAUCUUUUCGUUUUCAACUUUGUUUAAUCUUUAUCUUCGUCAUGAAGAAGAAGAUGGGUAUGUUGUUUCCUUCUUCUUCUUAUGUUCUUGCCUUAAUCUGUUUGUCUUCAACAAUUCUUGCUGUUUUUGGUCAGCAAAAUUAUGUCCCAACUGAUAAAAUCUUGUUAGAUUGUGGGGCAACUUCUGAUAGCUCAGAUAAUGAUGGUCAGAAAUGGACUUCUGAUAAAAAUUCUAAAUUCUUGUUGUCCUCCGAUGAUUCUACUAUAUCUCCGGCUCUUACUCAAGAUCCAGCAGUUUCUCAAGUUCCAUUCUUGACUGCUCGUGUCUUCAAUUCUAAUUUCACCUAUAAUUUCCCUUUAGCGGCGGGUCGAAAAUUCGUUCGUUUGUACUUCUAUCCGAGUUCUUACAGUGGUCUUAAUGCCUCUGAUGCUCUGUUUUCAGUCUCAACUGGGUCUUUUACUCUUUUGAAUAACUUUAGUGUUGUUCAGACAACACUUGGUUUGAAUUAUGCUUAUGUUAUUAAGGAGUAUUCGAUCAAUGUAGAUGGCGGUUCGUUGAAUUUAACGUUUAGUCCUGCGGCUAACGCUCCGAAGUCGUAUGCGUUUGUUAACGGGAUUGAGAUUGUCUCGAUGCCGGAUAUUUAUGGUAAUAGUGAUGGAACAUUGCUGUUGGUGGGUGAUCAAUCGCCGGUUUAUGUUGAUAACAGUACUGCGCUUGAGAAUGUAUAUCGGGUAAAUGUGGGUGGAAAUGUUAUCUCGCCAUCAGGAGAUACUGGGAUGCUUCGGUCUUGGUUUGAUGAUCAGCCGUAUAUUUAUGGGGCAGCUAUUGGUGUUUCGGAGACUGCUGACUCUAACAUGACGAUUAAAGACCCUGUGCCUCCUUAUCUUGCACCGAGAGAUGUCUACGCUACUGCUAGAUCAAUGGGGCCGACGCUUUACAUUAAUUUGAAUUACAACUUGACAUGGAUUUUCAGUGUAGACACUGGUUUCAAUUAUUUGGUUAGGCUUCAUUUCUGUGAAGUGGCUGCAAAUAUUACUAAGGUAAAUCAGAGAGUGUUCACCAUCUUCCUCAACAAUCAAACAGCUGAGGAUCAAGCUGAUGUGGUUGCCUGGGCCAAUAACCGCAAUGGAGUUCCGGUGCAUAGGGAUUAUGUGGUGUUUGUUUCUGGUCAGAGCCCUCAGCAAGAUCUCUGGUUGGCACUUCAUCCAAAUACUGAUUCGGUUUUGAAAUCUCAGUAUUAUGAUGCUAUCUUGAAUGGAGUGGAAAUUUUUAAACUCAGCAGAAGUGAUGGUAAUCUUGCUGGGCCUAAUCCGACCCCUCUUAUUAAACCGGAUAAAAUUGACCCUUAUGUUAGACCAUCAUCACGCUCAGAGAACUCUAAGAAUCAGACAGCAGUAAUAGCCGGUGGUAUAGGUGGUGGAGUUGCUCUAGCUCUUGUCAUUGGCUUCUGUGUUAUUGCUGCAACUCGUCAUCGAAGGAAUGGACGGGAAUCAAGUGCUAGUGAUGGACCAUCUGGGUGGCUGCCUCUUUCUUUGUACGGAAAUUCUCACUCAGCUGGUUCGGCCAAGACAAACACGACAGGAAGUUAUGCUUCUUCUCUACCUGCGAAUCUUUGCCGCCACUUCUCAUUUGCAGAGAUCAAAGCUGCUACCAAUAACUUUGAUGAGGCUCUGCUCCUUGGAGUGGGAGGUUUUGGUAAAGUCUACAAGGGAGAAAUCGAUGGUGGGACGACUACAGUUGCAAUCAAGCGUGGUAAUCCACUUUCGGAGCAGGGUGUAAAUGAAUUCCAGACCGAAAUUGAAAUGCUUUCCAAACUUCGACACCGUCACCUUGUUUCGUUGAUCGGGUACUGCGAAGAGAACUGUGAAAUGAUCCUUGUUUAUGAUUACAUGGCUUAUGGAACAUUGCGUGAGCAUCUAUACAAAACCCAAAAGCCACCUCUACCAUGGAAGCAAAGGCUCGAGAUAUGCAUUGGCGCUGCUCGCGGUUUACACUAUCUCCACACUGGGGCCAAAUACACUAUUAUCCACAGAGAUGUUAAGACAACUAACAUUCUUUUGGAUGAGAAAUGGGUUGCGAAAGUUUCUGAUUUUGGCUUGUCGAAAACCGGUCCUACAUUAGAUCACACUCAUGUCAGCACUGUGGUGAAGGGCAGUUUCGGCUAUUUGGAUCCGGAGUACUUCAGGCGACAGCAACUAACUGAAAAGUCCGAUGUUUACUCUUUUGGAGUUGUGCUGUUCGAGAUCAUAUGUGCUCGACCAGCUCUAAACCCGACUCUGCCAAAGGAGCAAGUGAGUUUGGCAGAGUGGGCUGCUCAUUGCCACAAAAAAGGCAUUCUUGAUCAGAUUGGUGACCCCUAUCUUAAGGGGAAAAUUGCACCAGAAUGCUUCAAAAAGUUUGCUGAGACUGCGAUGAAGUGUGUGUCCGAUGUGGGCAUGGACAGGCCAUCGAUGGGCGACGUGCUCUGGAACCUGGAGUUUGCUCUGCAGCUACAAGAGAGUGCAGAAGAGAGCGGGAAGGGCAUUGGUGGACUUGACGGGGAGGAGAUGCCAUUAAAGGGAAAGAAAGAUCCCGAUGCUUCCCCAGGAUUUGAUGGCAAUAUUACAGAUUCAAGGAGCAGCGGAAUGAGCAUGAGUAUAGGCGGUAGGAGUCUUGCGAGCGAAGACUCUGAUGGGUUGACACCGAGUGCUGUUUUCUCUCAGAUCAUGAACCCGAAAGGGCGUUGAUAUUAGAAGGAUCAAUCAUUUGGUUUUCGAAAAUCGUCAAUUUUCCAUCUUCUAUUAAAGUGUUGAUGAUACAGGGAAUGUCUUUGGCAAGUCAUUUAAUCUCUUAUUUUAUUUUUUAUUUUAUUUGUUCACAAGAUUAAGUUAUGUUUUGAUGAAAUGUAUGUACAAUUACUUGAAAAGGAGUGUAAAAAUAAGGUGUUUGUAACUUGUAUUGACAUUGGUAGUGAUAGCAACUAUUAUUUGUUAUUCAAA